This is a messenger RNA of Phragmites australis (common reed), 1988 nucleotides long. Its product is annotated as diacylglycerol kinase 1-like. The transcript is spliced from 13 exons. The record is from RefSeq and is a predicted model, not a curated record. The coding region runs from base 212 to 1708 and encodes 498 amino acids. Gene Ontology annotation, molecular function: ATP-dependent diacylglycerol kinase activity. Lineage: Eukaryota; Viridiplantae; Streptophyta; Magnoliopsida; Poales; Poaceae.
UGGAGCCGGACAAUAAUGCCGAGCACCAUGAAACGCAUCAAUUCCAACGGAGGUCGCUCUCUUUUUCUCCGCUGCUUCCUCAUCGUCCUCGCCACCAUCUCUUGUCCCUAUUUAAUCUUCUCAUCCAAACCAGCCACCGAAUUCUAGGACUUGGGGAGCCGAAUCCACAUGGGAGAACGCGAGGGACGCCCCAAACCUUAGAGAUUGCAGGAUGGAUAGACAAACAAUUUGCACUAAUGGUUCCUGCCCCAACUCGUGCGGGCCACUGACAGACUACUACAUCCCAGAUUACAUACUGAAGCCGGAUACUGAACAAGUCAUUGUUGAUAAUGCACCAUGUUGUCCUGUGGUGGUCUUCAUCAACUCUAGAAGUGGUGGCCAACUGGGAAGCAGUCUGAUCAAAACGUACCGUGAACUUCUCAAUGAAGCACAGGUUUUUGAUCUCUCAGAAGAGGCUCCUGAUAAGGUUCUGCACAGAUUAUACAGCAACUUCGAGAAGCUCAAGUCCAACGGUGACAUUCUUGCUAUCCAAAUCCAGAAGAGCUUAAGACUAAUUGUCGCUGGCGGUGAUGGCACAGCAAGUUGGCUGCUUGGAGUAGUUAGUGACCUUAAGCUUUCACAGCCGCCUCCUGUUGCUACUGUGCCUCUGGGGACUGGAAACAACCUUCCUUUCUCAUUUGGAUGGGGAAAGAAGAAUCCACCUACGGACCAAGCAGCAGUGAAAUCAUUCUUGGGGCAAGUAAAAAGAGCCAGAGAAAUGAAUAUUGAUAGUUGGCAUAUCAUCAUGAGGAUGCGAAUUCCACAGGAAGGCCCAUGUGAUCCUAUUGCUCCCUUGGAUCUGCCACAUUCAUUGCAUGCAUUCCACCGUGUAUCAGGCUGUGACUCUCUCAAUGUGGAGGGCUACCACACAUUCCGUGGAGGAUUCUGGAAUUACUUUAGUAUGGGAAUGGAUGCACAAGUAUCCUAUGAAUUUCACUCUGAAAGAAAGAGAAAUCCAGAUAAGUUCAAAAAUCAGCUAAUAAAUCAGGGUACAUAUGCUAAGCUUGGACUUAAACAAGGAUGGUUUGCUGCGUCUCUAAUUCAUCCUUCUUCAAGGAACAUUGCUCAACUUGCAAAGGUGAAGAUCAUGAAAAGACCUGGUAGGCAGUGGGAAGAGCUUAAGAUUCCUCGCAGCAUUCGAUCAAUUGUCUGCCUCAACUUGCCAAGUUUCUCGGGAGGAUUGAAUCCUUGGGGAACACCUGGCACGCGGAAAGUACAAGACAGAGACCUGACUCCACCUUAUGUUGAUGAUAGCCUUAUCGAGGUUGUGGGCUUCCGUGAUGCUUGGCACGGGCUCGUCUUGCUGGCUCCUAAUGGCCAUGGAACUCGUCUAGCACAGGCCCACCGAAUCCGUUUCGAGUUCCAUAAAGGAGCCGCCGAGCACACAUUCAUGAGGAUUGAUGGGGAACCAUGGAAGCAGCCUCUUCCCAAGGAGGAUGGCACUGUCGUCGUCGAGAUCUCUCACCUUCGCCAGGUGGCCAUGCUGGCCAAUGACCCGUGCAAUUCGAAGAGCAUCAAUGACCCCUCCUCUCCGUGCCACCCCCACGACGACGACGACGACAGCAACAGCUUGGAGGACGAAGAUGAGUGGGAGGAUGGGAGGAAGAAGUUUGGGGCAGCGGCUACCUUCAAGAUCCCCGACGAGGUCGAUAUCGCGCAUCUUAGUUGAGUUAGUCCAGCUGCUUCUGCGUUCUUGCGAGUUGUCCAUGUGAUUCGGAGUUCAGAUUCAUUUCAGAAUGUUCACUACUGCUGUUAGUGAUACUGCCUUUCUUUUUUCAGUUCAGAUUCAUUUCAGCAUGUUCGCUACUGCUAUUGGUACUACUGCCCAAUUAUGCUUUCUCUAAUAUGCUGUAAAAUUUCAAGUUUAACAGCCAUGUGUAGACCGUCUAUUGUACUAACUGCAAAUUUCGGUGUGCCCCGCGCAAUGCAACUGUUCAUUUCUUUUCUCU